UCAUGGACGGAACCCGGUGAGUUUGUGAUGUGUAAGGAGGAUUCGUUCCAGCCAUGACCAAACACCACUGCAGGGCAAUUUUGUACUUCUGCAUCUGUCCAAUGAUGUCCAGUGGUUCCAUCAUUUAAUCCCAGGCACAGACGCUCAAUUUUCGAGCUCUCGCAUUUCCCGGAACCACCCUGGAUGACGGGGUCCCUGGUUUCCCCUCCCCCGGCAUCGCUGAGCGCGGCAUUGACACCCGCACAGUCCCAUACUUCACCUCUGUCUAGACGCGCCGAUGAUCUUCCGAAGAUAAGUCCAUUCCUCCGGGGUUUGAUAACCAGGAUCGGAUUGUCGUUGGCCUACCGUGGUUCCGAACCCCGUAUGGAGCGACCUACUGAUCGUCCUGCGGAGUAGCCUUUCUGAUACCUGUGCUUUCUUGGCCUUUCAUUGGCGGAUCCCCCAACCCCUAUGGAUUCUAGAUCAAAAUGUCAAUCACUUCAAGGCUCCUUUGUCAGCGGAAUUGAAUAUAUCCUUCAAACUGAAAUCUGUUGCAAACGGAGACACGGGAGCGCUAGAAGUACGUCACGCUGGGGAAAUCGGCUUCUUUUGAGACUCGACUUGUCGGGCUAAUUGUUAGACUGGAGGUUAUUUGAGUUGGUUUCGGGCCCGCUUUCCGCCUAGUAACGCGGGAGCAUCGCAGAGAUGACUCGAAUGGGCAUCGUAUGUUCUGUCAAGUGUCGAUCAUGAGCCGUCUAUAUUGGCAGAAGGAGGAUUCAUUGUAGCAUUUUACAUCGUAGUGCGAUCAUAU
Molecule: messenger RNA, 790 nt
Organism: Aspergillus ibericus CBS 121593
Lineage: Eukaryota; Fungi; Ascomycota; Eurotiomycetes; Eurotiales; Aspergillaceae
Exons: 1
Coding region: 184-396 (70 amino acids)
Source: RefSeq, a predicted model, not a curated record